AUGGAUGAAAACAAAAGGGCUAUCCCAACAGCAAAAGGCCAAGAUUUAGCUGAUGAGUAUGGAAUCAAAUUCUUUGAGACUGAUUACAAAUUGUUGCAGAGUGCAAAAACAAACCUCAAUGUGGAAUCUGUUUUCCUCUCUAUCGCAAAAGACAUUAAACAAAGAUUGACAGAAACCGAUACAAAGGCAGAGACAGUAUAUCUGAGUAACGACAUUAUGUACUGUUUCUUUACAGCCUCAAGAUCACUAAGCAAGAUACUGCUUCAUCGUCUUCUACUACAACUGAGAAAUCAGCUUGCUGUAGUUACGUUUAAUGAUUCGCUCUUCUUCGCCUGCAUUUGGUUUCGUUAA
Messenger RNA from Eruca vesicaria subsp. sativa (arugula), 351 nucleotides. NCBI's taxonomy places the organism in Eukaryota, Viridiplantae, Streptophyta, Magnoliopsida, Brassicales, Brassicaceae. The record is from the annotation of a GenBank genome assembly.